Molecule: messenger RNA, 3907 nt
Organism: Notolabrus celidotus (New Zealand spotty)
Lineage: Eukaryota; Metazoa; Chordata; Actinopteri; Labriformes; Labridae
Gene: rnf10
Product: ring finger protein 10
Exons: 17
Coding region: 395-2827 (810 amino acids)
Biological process (GO): positive regulation of myelination; positive regulation of transcription by RNA polymerase II
Molecular function (GO): metal ion binding; transcription cis-regulatory region binding
Source: RefSeq, a predicted model, not a curated record
ACAUCCGGGUCUCUCAGGUUCCUGUUUGGCGACCCGUCGCCAUUAGUGCAAGCGCUUUGAACGGAUUGAUCUUUUGGUGAAAAACCAUUAAAUUGGCACGUUUACCUGCUUUAGGGUAACGUUUGCCGCCUUGUUAAAGGCAUCUAGAUUCCUUAAACGAGUUCAGACCUUAAUUUCGGGGGGUCUUGGCCCCGCGUGGCGAGUUUUCGUCCUUUCUUCCAUCAGCCUCGAUAACUUGAGACAUCGAAAUCGUGUCUCUUCUUUUUCUCGGUUUUGUUUUGUUGUCAAGAUGUCGCCGUGAUGGGGUCUCCGUGUUUGACAGAAAUGAACCAGGGCCUUCGUCGCCUUACCCGCACUCACUGCAACCCGCUUUCCUCUUCAGUUUUUCAGUUUAAUGCUAGAGAGCUCGACAGCUCUCUGCCUGGAGCUCGGCCUCAGUACUGCUCACUGCACGGAGACAAACAUGGAGAAAAACCCCAACAGCAACCCAAGCACCAAGGUUCCUCCCCGCUCAAGCUCUACAGGGCCCACACCGGGCGAAUCUAAACCUAAAACAGAGAGUAAAAACAAUGGAGGCUCCAAGCGCUACAACCGCAAACGUGAGCCAACCUUACCUAAAACAGACAGUUUCCCAGGCACUCGCCGCACCAAUUCACAGAAAAGCAAGAAUUUUGACAAGAGACCCCCCCAGAGAGGUGGAGGACGACAGUACGGCGUUGCAGGUGGAGGACGACGCGAGGAGGUAGCAGAGACUCGCCGGGCCGAGUUUAGCCCGGCUCAGUUUGCUGGACCGAAGAAAAUAAGCUUGAACCACCUUCUGAACUUCACCUUUGAACCACGUGGAGGUAAUGGUGGCAUUGGUGACGGAGGCCAUGCCUGUUGGGGCCGUCGCAAUAAGUGGGGCCAUAAGCACAAGCCCUUCAACAAGGAGCUGUUUCUGCAGGCCAACUGCCAGUUUGUGGUGACUGAUGACCAGGACUACAAGGCUCACUUCACUGACCCAGACACUCUGGUGAACUGGGACUGUGUGCAACAAGUGUGCAUCAACAGUCAUGAGGUGCCAUCUUGUCCUAUCUGCCUCUACCCUCCUGUGGCAGCCCGUAUCACCAGGUGUGGACACAUCUUUUGCUGGCCAUGCAUGCUGCACUUCCUGUCUCUGAGUGAGAAGAGCUGGUCCAAGUGCCCGAUCUGCUACGAGGCUGUUCAAACCGCUGACCUGAAGAGUGUGGUUGCUAUGGAGACCAGGCAGUAUGUGGUUGGUGAUGAAAUCACCAUGCGACUGAUGCGGAGGGAAAAGGGGGCUCUGGUGGCCAUGCCAAGCUCUCAGUGGGUGAAGGUGGAGGAGCCUGUACGCUUCGGAGAUGCGAGUCUCAGCCCGUACUCCAAGCUGCUGCUGGCCUCCCCGGCACAGGUCCUUAGCCUGUUGGCAGAGGAGAGAGCAAUCCUGGAAGUGAAACUCAGCUUGGAGGAGGACAGCCAAGGAUGUUUCAUCCAGAGUGCUCUUUGUCUUUUACAAGAGCGAGAAGAACUGCUGCUUAAGAAGCAAAAGGCAAAUGCAGCAGAUGUCCUGGACUUCUCCUGCCUGACCCUGGAAGAACCCUCUUCUCCUAUGGAGGAAGUGGUUACACACACCAGCAGCACCAAGCCUGUACUGCAGUAUGCCUCUGCAUUUGAUGAUGAAGUGGAGGAGGUUGCAGAGGUUGAGGAGGUUGAAGAGGUUGAGGAGGGCGCAGAGGUUGAGGAGGGCGCAGAGGCCCUUGAGGCUGCGACUGCAGAGCUGCCAGACCCCCCUGAAGAUGUUUUGGAGUGUGUCUUGGAGGAGCCUCUAGAGGCUGUGAUGGAUGAAGCUCCAGAGCCUGAGCCUGAUGAUGAGAGUCCUGCUCACGAUGCAGAGGCCCGCCCCUCAACCAGUGCAGUGCAUGGACCUUAUUACUACUUCUACCAAGCUGACGACUGCCAGCAGAUGUUCCUGCAUCCUGUGAAUGUACGCUGUCUGUUACGUGAAUACGGCAGCUUGGAGGCCAGUCCUGACUCCAUCACUGCCAAAGUAGUGGAGAUAGUGGGACACACGGUCACUGAGGAGAUCCGUCGCCGACAUCGCUACCUAGCUCACCUGCCGCUCACAUGCGAGUUCAGCAUCUGUGAGUUAGCUCUACAGCCCCCAAUCCUGUCCAAAGAAACUCUGGACACCUUUGCAGAUGAUUUGGAGAAGAGAAAACGCCUGAGGCAGAAAAAAGUGAGGGAUGAGAAGCGCAGAGAGAAGCGGAUUGAAAUUGAGGAGAACAAGAAGCAGGGUAAAUAUCCUGAAGUGCAUAUCGGAUUAGAGAACCUUCACCAUUUCCCGGCAUUUGGUUCUCCGCCUCACUACAGCAGCCCUCCUGUUCAGCCUGAUUUCACCUUCAACCCCCCUUCACCCCUCAGCAGCAGCCCCUCCUCAGAUGGAAUGAGAUUCCCGAGUCUGAACGGGCAAAGCUCUUCACCUAUUGUGGGUAGUGUGGAGGAUGACUCCCACUGUAUGUCCUUUGCACAGAUGUUGAGAGACGGGAAAGCUAGAGGUGAUGCUGGGCCCAGGAUCACUCCAAAGAAAGAUAAGCUGCUAGCGCCCCCUACAGCAGACAGCGAUGGAGAGAGCGACGGGUCAGACCGCGUUCCUGUGCCCAGCUUCCAAAACUCCUUCAGUCAGGCCAUCGAGAAAGCACUUCUCCAGCUAGACAGUGGUCCAGCAUCUGCUCCACAACAUGUGGUUGAGCCAGAUGAGAAAGGAGGAAAGAAGAAAAAGAAGAAGCAGAAACUUCUUUUCAGCACAUCCAUGGUUCACACAAAGUAGACAACACUGAAGUUCAUUUAAUCAACCUUUUCUUUAAUUGAUCUUCCCACUCCCCUUGUUUUUAACUCCAUCCAGAUGGUUUUUCAGAACUAAGCGGUGGAAAUAUGCUUCAGAGAGUAGCCAGAGUUCAUGCAACUUGUAAUUGUUGCUCUAAGGGCGUGAUCCUCCUUUUGGUCGACACACCAUCAGUUUAAUUUGCAUUUAUUUACAGCUAGGUCAAAGCUUUGCCACAAACUCUUGUCGCACUGAAAGCUUCAUGGGGAACAUUUUGUACAGACGCUAGGCAAAGUCAGGAAUACUGCGACAACAGGCUCUUGUGUGCGCUUAAGGCUUUUAUGACUUCCAGAUACUUGACUUCCAUCAAAGGGUUGCUGUGGUACUUCCACCUUUCCUGAAUUUAACCCUGAGAGUUGCAUCUUAGGAUCCUUGAGUAAUGUGGAAAAGAUAAUUCUAGGGUGCUUUAUAUUAGAAUAGCAGUCAGCCAGCUGCAGAUAUGAGCACCAUCAACUCUUUCCAGGAUACCCAGUAGUGCUCUGAAACAUUCAGUCUGGAACGUCACCGUAGAACAAAACUGAUCGAUAUUUAGAUUUCUUGUAGUGUGUUUCACAGGUCAGUGCCAGCCUUUUAAAGAGAGUACAUUUGGGGAAUUGCUGCUUUGACAUAACUGCCCUAGAAUUUUGUACCAACACAGAAAACAAAAUGUUCUAAUACCAUAGUGAGGGAGUGAAAACACAGUAUUAAGAGAUUAGGUCUGUUGGUUCAACAGAGAUCCAGUAUACUCUGCCAGGUUUAACUUUAAACACGCACUUUCUUCUCAUUCAUUCUCUCCUCUGUGUCACCUUCUGUUGUAGAAUAUUUACCAACAUGUAAUAUUACAUCCCCAGUUUAAUUUCAGUGUUGGAAAAGUGUGAAGCUGUACAGAACUGCUGACAUUAAAAGAAUGCUGGUGAAACCAAUGGAGAAAGGUGGAUAAAUAAUGAUUUUUUUGGGGGGUUCUUUAAUUCACCUUUAAUUUUGAGCAAGUUUAGACUAGUGGGUAUAACUAGUCUGUUGAAAUGAAUAAACGAAUAUGCACAAUCA